Lytechinus pictus (painted urchin) is the source of this 4050-nucleotide messenger RNA. RefSeq names its product autophagy-related protein 9A-like. Lineage: Eukaryota; Metazoa; Echinodermata; Echinoidea; Temnopleuroida; Toxopneustidae. Gene Ontology annotation, biological process: nucleophagy; autophagy of mitochondrion; protein localization to phagophore assembly site. The transcript has 23 exons. Gene Ontology annotation, cellular component: phagophore assembly site; autophagosome. The coding region runs from base 347 to 2737 and encodes 796 amino acids. The record is from RefSeq and is a predicted model, not a curated record.
GAGCAAGGAUUCUAUUCUCGAAGACCAAAACAAAAACAAGGGUGAUCGACCGUCGAUCGGGGAAGUUUAUCGCCAAUCUGAAUGACAGUGCAUUAAACAGACUAGAUUUUCUAUUGUAAAUUUCGUUAAUAUACAGACCUGCACAUGCAAGGCGGAGGUUUUGAGGAGCAAGUCCAGACUACAGUGUAGAGCCUACAGGAUGAUAAUAAGCUACACCUCCAAGCAUUCGUCAACAGCAUCAACUGAAUAAACUGAAUCCUGUAUGUGAUACUGAAUGUGCAAGAAGAAACGAAGAGAGACUUGAAUCUUGCGUGGAAGGAGAGAACCAUAGAGGGAUCCCUCCAAGAUGGCUGCCCUUCAAACAGAGUAUAGACGGUUGGAGACUGUCGAGGACGACGCGCCGGAGGAUAGGGACGUCAUGCUCCAUGUUGUUCAUGAUUCUGGAAAAGCACGCUGGAAUCACAUUGAGAAUCUAGAUGAAUUCUUCACAAGAGUCUACCACUAUCAUCAGAGGAAUGGAUACCUUUGUAUGAUGCUCGCCCAACUCCUGGAACUCGUGCAAUUUCUGUUCAUCAUCUUUUUCUCCCUCUUCUUGCUACAAUGUGUGGACUACUCUGUACUUUUUCAAGAUGACAAAAUCUCAGGGGCAAAGGUCACCAUUCCAGAUGCUAUCAUACCACUAGAACAGUGUGCCAAGAAUCCUUCUAGCGUGAUUGUGAUCUGUCUGAUCAUCGCCGGUAUCUUUUGGCUCCAUCGUCUUCUAAGGGUCCUCUAUAACGCAUUCCACUUCUGGGAGAUCAGAUCAUUCUACACAAAAGCACUCAAAAUCUCAUCGAAAGACCUUGUGAAUCUGACAUGGCAUGAUGUCCUCAAGAGGGUUCAGCAGGUCCAAAGGGAACAGAGGAUGUGUAUACACAAGGCAGAGCUGACAGAGCUGGAUAUAUAUCACAGGAUACUGCGGUUUAAGAAUUAUAUGGUUGCCAUGGUGAAUAAGUCUUUACUGCCCUUACAUCAUCAUCCACCUUUCUUAGGAGAUGUAGUUUUUCUCACUAAUGGAUUGAAAUACAACUUAGAGAUGAUCCUAUUUUGGGGUCCUUGGGCCCCGUUCAGGAACUAUUGGCACUUGAAAGAUGAGUACAAACGAUCAUCAAAGAGAGAGGAACUAGCAAGACAGUUAUCAAAGCACAUCUUGUGGAUAGGUCUGGCAAACCUGGUCCUGAGUCCCUUCAUCUUCCUAUGGCAGAUCCUCUACUCGUUCUUCAGCUAUGCAGAACUCAUCAAGAGAGAUCCUUCAACUCUAGGAGCAAGGAAAUGGUCGCAGUAUGGACGGCUGUACCUACGGCACUUCAACGAACUAGAUCAUGAAUUCCAAGCGAGACUGAACCGAGGCUAUAAACCAGCUAAGAAGUACCUGGAUGCAUUCACAUCCAAUGUGCUUGCUAUCAUCUGCCAGAACAUAGCCUUCUUUGCUGGAUCUAUCCUAGCAGUCCUCAUCAUCCUCACCGUCAUUGACGAGGACGUCUUGACAGUAGAACAUGUACUCACUACCGUCACAUUACUAGGAGUUGCUGUUACAAUAUGCAGAACGUUUAUACCAGAUGAGAACCUGAUCUGGUGCCCAGAGACAUUGAUCCAGAGUAUACUAGCCCAGAUCCACUACAUCCCUGACUCGUGGAAAGGCCAGGCCCACACUUACAAGGUCCGGGACGAGUUCUCCCAGCUCUUCCAGUACAAAGCGGUCUACUUUCUUGAGGAGCUCCUGAGUCCUAUUGUCACUCCAUACGUCCUUAUCUUCAAGCUCCGAUCGCGAGCUGUGGACAUCGUUGACUUCUAUCGCAACUUCACCGUGGAUGUCAUCGGUGUCGGGGAUGUCUGCUCCUUCGCUCAGAUGGACAUCAGGACCCAUGGAAACCCCAAGUGGAUGACUGGUGGAAACACCGAUGCCAACCAAUACAACCAAGCUGAAGAUGGCAAAACAGAACUAUCACUCAUGCAUUUCACUGUAACCAACCCUAAAUGGACGCCACCCCAGAGCAGCAAGUUCUUUAUUAGUGCACUAAAGACACAAGCUCAGCGUGAUAUCAAAACAUGUAACAGACUUGAGGCUGAAAACAACGCUCUGAUGACAUCGAUGAGAUCAAUUACAUCCCUUGAAGGGCAAAACAGUAUUCUAGGUAGUCUAGCUGUCCAGCACAGUAACCCGCCUUCCCUUGGUGCCAUCCCCACCCCCCACUUCCAGCCCCCUGCCCCCCUCUCAUCCCCUAUCACAUCCCCCAUCUCGGAAGGAGCAACAAGCCCCCGCCCCAACCAGCUUGUGAUGGGCGGGAUCACCAGUUCGGAAGGCCCUCUGGAUUCUGAGGGGUCGGGUCUUCUUACGAGUUUGCAGAGUCCCGAUGGUGCUUUCCUGACCAGCAUACAAGGUCCCGGUCUAAUGCAGCAGUCUCUCAUACCAACGGCCAAUCCAGUGGUAACGGGACCCUCCCCUGCCAACGGCACGACGGCCGACAUGAACUUUAGCGCCCUCUACAUGCACCAGCUCCACGACAGGAGCGUCAUCUUGCCUGGCUCCACUUCCUUUGAGAUGCAGCCCCCUCAGCAGCCAAUGAACCAAUCCACCCCGUGGCAAAUGGAACCGCCCGCAGACUCCAUAGAGUCUGAUGAUGACGACCAGCCACCCCAGCACAUGCCACUAGCAACAGAGGGGCAGCUCAUAAACACUGAUGACAUCAAUGUCUGAUGACAUCAAUGUCUGGGCCCGGUUUCACCAAAACUGUGAUUGAUGGCAAGUCACAAUAUACCGUUAUAAGCUGCUGAAACCCUUCUAGUUGAUUAGAUGAGAACAAAUAAGUCCUAUGAUUCUAUUGUUUUUGUAAUCAAUAAUAAGUGUUAUGAAAGAAGUCUGUGUGAGCAUUAUUUCCUGGUGUGCUGAUGUAAUUUUUUUUAGCAUCUCCUGGGGCCUGUUACAGAGAGCAUUGCCUGUGACAGUGGUCAGGAAAACAAAAUCAUUCAUGUUCUGUUCCUUUGACUGUAUUUUUGGUUCCAUACAAUGUCCAAUCCAGACUCAACCAGCCUUUCUAGUGAAGCAUUCAAUAUGCAGAGUGCAUGUUGAAUAAUUUAUUGGUAUUUUUUUCACUUUGUCCUGAGAAAAUUUCCAGGAAUGAACUAUUGUUGGGUUGAGGAAGGCAGGUUUGUUUUGAUCCUUCACAGUAGAUACUAACAAGGAGUCUUGGCUGUGCGUGUCAGAUCGGGGUCUGGUUUCAUAAAACUUGUUACAAUAUCAAUAUUGCAAUCAACUUAAAAGCUAAUGAUAUUGUGUUUGAUUAGCUGACAACAAAGUAGAACCCUGGAUAUACAUGUAUUAGGUUAUUUGAACUAGAGAUUCUUUUAUCACAAUGUACUUUUCUAAAUUACAAAUUUGAAAUUUACAUAGUAUUAGUGAAUUCAGUUUUCAGACAGCAUUGACUAUUUCAUUCCUUGCCCAAUUUCUUACAAGCUUCCAAUGUUUGUUUUUCGUAUUUUAUUUUCAUGCUGUCACAUUCAUAAUUUUAGCACCGAUUCUGGCUGCUUUUUAAUUUUCAUCCUAUGCAACAUAAGUGUAUAAUCUUUGACAUCUCUUAAAUUGAAAGACUCCCAACCAUUUCAUUACCAUGCUUACUGCCUAUCAUAAAAAAAUGAAUGAUUAUAAUUUGACGUAGAACAGACCCAAGAAACAAACAAACAAAUCUUUUUAUGUCUUUGAUAUCGCUGUAUGAGCUAAUUUUAAUAUCCAAAUCUCUGGUAGCUACUCAGCUUUUUAUUUAUUCACAAUGGACAAGUUUUAAGAAGUAUAUAUAUAUACAGUGCGUCCCACAAAAAACGAAACCGAGAUUUAUCGAUGAUUUAUCAUAACUUAAUCACAAAUACAAUAGACAAAUGACCUACCAUUGUAAAGCUUAGAAUCUCCUCUUUCAUCUGAAAUUACUUAGAUUAUUUCUCAUUCACGCAUGGAUGAGCAAAAACAAUUUGAAGAGGGGAUACCAAAAAGUCAUUUGGCGGGCUGUAUCUGGGUUU